Adineta ricciae is the source of this 1419-nucleotide messenger RNA. The record is from the annotation of a GenBank genome assembly. NCBI's taxonomy places the organism in Eukaryota, Metazoa, Rotifera, Eurotatoria, Adinetida, Adinetidae.
AUGCAACUGAAUCCUGCACAACUUAGUCGAGUGCCUAUCGAUCCAACCCAACCAUAUUAUUAUGAUCCAUCUGCACCCUAUCGUGCUCUGCUUAAACCACAGCCUCCUUCUCCCCGUACCACGGUAGUUACCGAGGUGCCACCCAGUAAUCCGUAUCCAACUAAUCGUACUCCACCACAAGUCGUACCAACUGGAAUGAAUACACCACAAACAAAUAAAUCUCGUAUACCAGAAUACUACUAUGUAGAUAAUGCGGGACCAAAUAGUCACCCUUUAACUCAAUCAAACUAUGCAGAACCUUUCGAUACAUAUCGCGAUAACACUGAUCCUUAUUUACAGCCAGUACCUGCUGCUACAAAUACAAGUACCACAGGUUCAUUUUAUCCAUACGUACCACCGACAUCAGUCAAUAAUUCGACGUUCAAUCCUGCUCAACCGGUAUACACUCAACCAACAUCUAACACUAUGGUGGGGCCGUACACUACCACAUAUGUUCAACCACUAUCUAAUACUAUGGUGGGACCUUACACUACCGCAUAUGUUCAACCACUAUCUAAUACUAUGGCGGGACCUUACACUACCGCAUAUGUUCAACCACCAGUCAAUAGCUUACCCCCUUUAGAGCGUGUUCAAUUAGUGCCAACUCAACCAGUGACCGCCGUAUCAUAUCCUAAUUUAUAUACGGCCCCUCAAGUAGAUCGUAGUGCACCUGUACCGAAACUUCCAACAUCUGAUGUCCUCAACUCACACCAAAAAGAUAGUAACUUAAGUCGUGUGGAAGUAUUUCAUUUUACUCCAAAGAAAAAAACACCACCACCGGCAGCACCUGUUGGAGUCUAUGCUGUACAACCGGCAACUCAAUAUUAUACCUAUCCAUACAGCACAGUGGCAACAUCAACUUUACCGCAUGAUAACUCAUUUGUCUUACAACAACCACACCCGGAAUCACUGGAUUACACAAAUUACCCGUAUCAAUAUUACGAUUAUCAACCGUAUACUUAUCCUCAGUAUUCAUACGAUCAUUCGGGAUACAUUCAUCCUUAUCAUAACUAUCCCAAUUAUAGUUAUCCGCCGUACAACUAUCCGUAUCCAUCCGAAUCGACGCGCUUGCCUCCAUUGAAAAAGGAAGCACGUGGAUCUCAAACUGACAAACUCCAAACAGCAAAUCGUGCCAUUUCACCUAUGAAUUCCCAUUCCACUCCGUUCGACAAAACCAAAUUUCCAGCUGUUCAUCAAAGAGUUUUACUCGAAGAACGACUUCCUCUACUACCAAAUAACACACACAAUACACACCAUCCUCAUCUUCGGUCAGAUGCGCACUAUCUUAGGAGUGUUUAUUCGACGCCUUUGCCUGAUUGUCGUUGUAUACAUUGUCAACGAGAACGAGCGAAAGUUCUAAACUACACUGAGGCUGAUUAG